AUGUCCAAUCUAGCUGAACAAAUCGAAGUCGAGCUGGGCCGAGAGGUCUCCUCGGCAACGGAGCCGCAACCACCUCCCAUCUCCAAUCUGCAACAUGCAUUCAUCGUCAUCGCCUCUACCACGCUUGUCUUUACAGUAUGCGGUAUCGCGUUCGCCUUCGGCGUUUAUCAAGAGCUCUAUGAAAGCAUGUCUCACAUCCCUUCAUCUCCUUUCUACGGCUCUUCACCGGCGGAAAUUGACCUGAUUGGUACCCUAGCCAUCUCCCUCAUGACCAUCGGCGCCCCAUUCGCUACAGCCUGGACAAAGCGGUAUCCUCCAUACCUUGUCAUUUGGUCCGGCAGCGUCGUGUUUUUCGGCGCCUUUCUUUUAGCUUCGUUUAGCCAACGGCUCUGGCAAUUCGAACUCACGCAAGGCUUUCUCGCGGGAGUCGGCACGUGUCUAUCAUAUAUUUGCCCGCCGUCACGGUGA
This is a messenger RNA of Rhinocladiella mackenziei CBS 650.93, 468 nucleotides long. RefSeq lists its product as uncharacterized. The coding region runs from base 1 to 468 and encodes 155 amino acids. Gene Ontology annotation, cellular component: fungal-type vacuole membrane. The transcript has a single exon. Lineage: Eukaryota; Fungi; Ascomycota; Eurotiomycetes; Chaetothyriales; Herpotrichiellaceae. The record is from RefSeq and is a predicted model, not a curated record.